GCCAACUUAACAUCAUUUGUAAGCAAAUUUCUGCAGAGUCUUGAUCGAAAUUCACCGCAUUUAUUUGCUUCUGCCCCAGAAAAAAGUAUUUUAAUAACAGCAACCGCAAAUAGGGCGGCAAAUAGUUAAGUUUAUUCCGUUUAAUAACCUUAAAUACGCCUUGCUUUAGUACUACGUAACAAAAUCUCAUUAUGGAUACCUAUUUGUUCGAUGGCGGUCGCAUUACCAAAAUGGAGGUGGACUAUGAACCUGCCUGCAAUGAGAAAAUACCCAUGGCCAUGGAGUUGGCCAAAAAGAAUCCCGACGCCUUUCAUGAAGCGAUCGAAAUGAUGCUCCAGCUGGAGAAACAAACACGUCUGGGUGCUGACAUGGUAUCAUGCUCACGUGUAUUGGUGGCCAUCUGCCAGAUAUGCCUCCAGGCAGGCAACUGGAAUGCAUUAAAUGAGUACGUCUCGUUGCUCGUGCGUCGCCGCUCGCAACUGAAGCAGGCGGUGGUCAAGAUGAUCCAGGAAUGCUGCACAUAUGUGGAUAAGACGCCCGACAAGGAGACCAAGCUGAAGCUGAUCGAUACAUUGCGUUCCGUAACCGAAGGCAAAAUCUAUGUAGAAAUUGAACGUGCACGUUUAACUAAAAUUUUAGCGGACAUUAAAGAAGCUGACGGAGAUGUGGCAGGUGCAGCUGCGGUCAUGGAAGAGCUGCAAGUAGAAACUUACGGCUCGAUGGACAAGCGUGAGAAGGUCGAGCUGAUAUUGGAGCAAAUGCGUCUGUGUCUGCUAAAAGAGGACUAUGUGUCCACCCAGAUCAUCGCAAAAAAAAUCAGUAUCAAAUUUUUUGAUGAUCCAGCACAACAUGACCUCAAGCUGAAAUUCUAUAAUCUGAUGAUACAACUGAAUCGCGAUACAUCAUUUCUGAAUACCUCGCGUCACUAUCAAGCCAUUGCUGAGCCACCACGUAAAAAGAAGCCAGCAGCUGUGGAGUCAUCCACGAGUGAUGAGAAGAAAAAGGGUGACGAUAAAAAGACAAAGGAGGAGGAUGAUAAAAAAUCAGAAGCUGAUGUGGCUGUAGAACCAGAAAUAGAACUGACAGAUGCACAGAAAAAGGAGCUCACAGACAAGUUGGUCUGCGCUGUGAUCUACUGCGUGCUGGCUCCCUUUGAUAAUGAACAGAGCGAUAUGAUGGCGCACUUAUCAAAGAACAAGAAAUUGGAGGAUGUCCCAGCUUAUAAGGAAAUACUGCGUCUCUUCAUGUCAAAGGAGCUUAUAAACUUCGAUACAUUUAAUGCAGACUUUGGCAUGAUUUUGGCUGAGAACGAAAUGUUCAAGGAUAAUAGCAAACAUGGCAAGAAAUGCAUCACUGAGCUAAAAGAUCGAUUGAUAGAACACAAUAUACGUAUCAUAGCGAUGUAUUACUCACGAUUGCACUUGACGCGCAUGAGUGAGCUGCUGAAUUUACCCACUAAUCGCUGUGAGGAGUAUCUUUCGAAAUUAGCAAACAGUGACACAAUACGCGUGAAGAUUGAUAGACCGGCUGGCAUUAUCUAUUUUACCACAAAGAAGAGUGCUUCGGAUAUAUUAAACAAUUGGGCAACCGAUGUGAAUCAGCUGAUGUCCUUGGUCAACAAAACAUGCCAUUUGAUCAAUAAGGAGGAGUGCGUCUACUCAGUCAUGUGUGCUGUCGAAGAUUAGAAGCAUUUUAGGUUUAUUCUGUUCUUACAACAUCAACCCACAUGCAUACAUUUAUUGUAAUACUAACUAACCAACUACAAAUUCAAUAUUUUGCAAACAUUUGUAUUCAUUGAAUGAACUACAAUAAUUAAAACCAAACUCACCAUUGAAA
Messenger RNA from Drosophila mojavensis, 1836 nucleotides. RefSeq names its product 26S proteasome non-ATPase regulatory subunit 12 (gene Rpn5). The transcript has 4 exons. The record is from RefSeq and is a predicted model, not a curated record. Gene Ontology annotation, cellular component: proteasome regulatory particle, lid subcomplex; cytoplasm; nuclear proteasome complex. The coding region runs from base 192 to 1685 and encodes 497 amino acids. NCBI's taxonomy places the organism in Eukaryota, Metazoa, Arthropoda, Insecta, Diptera, Drosophilidae.